AUUCAAUUUUAAAAUUUAUUUUUGAGAAUUCAAAAUACAAAAAAAACUAAAAAUGUCUUCAAUUCCGGAAAAAUCAAAUUUACUUCGUGAAAAACGAAGCUUUUUCUUAAGAAGCGGUUCAUUUGAGAAAUUGAAAUGUUCAGCAAAAUAUCCAUUUCGAGUAGUUGGCGUUAAACUAUCAAAAGCUUCUGUUGUUGAGCUAGCUGAAUCAAUAAUUGCAAGAAGUCGCCUUCUAUCUCAAAGAUUAUUACUUAUACUUUUUAUAAUACUAUAUAAAGCUAUUUGUGCUACGUUAUCGAUAUUGGUUCGUACAUCAGCUAAUCCAUUAUCUGUUGUUGCUGUCUGUGAUAAACAAAAUAAGAAUACCACACUUGGAUUUUAUGAAAGAUUACAAAUAAAAGUUGAAAAAUUACAAAAACAUAAAAAACGCUUAGAUUCAUUAAAAAGUUCUGAUGAAAUUUAUGGUCAUAUUAUAAGAGAAAAUGUACAAAUUUUAAAAAUUCAACAAACAACACCAAUUACACCAAUUAUAACAUCAAAUUUACCAUCAACACCAAUAGCAACACCAGUAUCAAAAAAUUUAAAUAAUUUUAAUGAUUCAAUAAUCAAUAACAAUAAUAAUAACAAUAAUGUAAAAGAUGAUGAAUUUCAUGCUGAAAUAAAACGUUUACGAAAAUUAUAUGGUGAAAAAGAAUGUUCCUCAAAUAUAUUUGGAAAAAUUCAACAAUUUAGUGAAAUAAAUUUUAAUAGAAAUCUUUUGGAAACUAUAUUUUUAUAUCCAUUAGUAUAUGGAAGUAUUUUGAUUAUGUUAUGUCAAAUUUAUGUAUUAGGUUGUGUAUUAAAUUCAACAACAAUAACAUUAGGAUACAUAUUUUUAAUUGGAAGUUUAGGAAUAGUUGCCAUUAUAACAUUUAAGGUAUUUUUCUCAUAUAAACUUCAAAAAGACAAAACAACCUCAAAUAAUAAAAAGUUCAAUCAAUCAAAUGAACAAACAACAAAUCAAAAUAAUAAUGAUGUUAAUUUAAUAGCAACAUCAAAUACAGCAACGACAACUGAAGCAAAAAGACAAAGUCGUUCGAGACUGAAAAAAGAUAUUGAUUUGAGUAGUAAAACACUUAGUAAAAUAAAAUUACUUUGAAUUAUUCCAAAAGAAAAAUAUUCAAAAUUAAAUUAUAUUUAAGUUUAAUUAAUAUUAAAUUUUUUUUUUUUUUUAUAAAGCCGUAGUUUAAAUAGGUUUAUUAUGUUAUAAUUAAUGAAUAAUUAUGUAAUAAUUAAAAUGAAUCGUUUCCUAUAGAAUGUAUGUGUAUAUGAAGUAAAUUAAAAUGAAAUUAUGUUUUAAGUAAUUGUUUUUUUAAUUAAAAUGGGAAAAAGAAAUAAUUAAAAUAUUGUAAACUUUAUAUUUAAAAGAUAAAGUUAUACAAAAUAUUUAAAAAAGCUAGUAAAGAAAAAAAAUCUUUUUAACCAAAAACAUAAAAUUAAGAAUUAAUAAAAUCAAUUAAAGAAAAAAUAAAUUAAAAAUUAAAUUCAAAUUAAAAACUCAAAUAUUGUAAUUUACUUAUUAAAUAUCUGUUUUUUUUUUUUUUCAUUGCAAUUAAUUUAUAAUUUUUGUACUUUUUAUAAUUAUUUUAUUUAGCUUCAUUUUAAGAGGCAUAAUUCCGAAAUUUAAUUUAAUUUGUUUUUUUAUAAACAUAUUAAAUUUUGUUUUAACUUCUCUUAA
Molecule: messenger RNA, 1717 nt
Organism: Condylostylus longicornis
Lineage: Eukaryota; Metazoa; Arthropoda; Insecta; Diptera; Dolichopodidae
Exons: 4
Coding region: 53-1138 (361 amino acids)
Source: RefSeq, a predicted model, not a curated record